Messenger RNA from Syngnathoides biaculeatus (alligator pipefish), 5731 nucleotides. RefSeq names its product 2-phosphoxylose phosphatase 1 (gene pxylp1). The coding region runs from base 3598 to 5178 and encodes 526 amino acids. Gene Ontology annotation, molecular function: phosphatase activity. NCBI's taxonomy places the organism in Eukaryota, Metazoa, Chordata, Actinopteri, Syngnathiformes, Syngnathidae. The record is from RefSeq and is a predicted model, not a curated record. Gene Ontology annotation, biological process: dephosphorylation; chondroitin sulfate proteoglycan biosynthetic process; glycosaminoglycan biosynthetic process. The transcript is spliced from 5 exons. Gene Ontology annotation, cellular component: Golgi apparatus.
UAUGUAACUGAUUUAAUUCCCCAUCAAACUAGUGUAAUCUCAAUAGAAUCGACUAAUGGUGGCGAGGGGUUGUCUGAUACAGCCGAUUGUGCAUUAACUUGAAGAAAUAUUUGCAUUUAUUUCUUUUUAUUUAUUUUUGAGUCCAUAUGCACCCAAAUUACCUUAGUAAGUAAUUCCCCAGUCCAAACCUUUCUGUUUUUUUUCUCGUGACCUAAACCAUUCAGUUUACAAAAAAGUUAUUGCAAAUAAAUGAAUAAAUAAAUAAAAACUUGAACAUUUUUGAAAGUUUUAGAUUUAAUCCAAUCAAAAAAUCCAAAACCCGCCAGUGUGCUUGGUCACAGUGACAUUGUUGCCGAACAGUAAUUAUCAUAGGUUAGUCUCUUUCAUCACCUACAAUUAAUUCUAUCCUUCCUUGUUUCAAAUCAGUUGCCAUAGUCAAACGGCUUGACAAAAAACGUUAGUCCCAAAAAUAGCAUGUUCCAGACUCUAAUGACUUUUUUUAUAUUCCUUAGAGUUACCUUUGUUGCCUUGCCCCUCUCUCACGCUCUGCUUUCUGCUCUCCUUUUUUAUAGCACACUAGACAGCAGAUAUAACCGUCAUCACAUGGUUGUUAUGUCAAUGUCCACAUUUAAUAUGGCCGCCGCAUAGGCUUCUCUUUUGGAUUUGGAUUCAGUCAUAUUGUAUUUUUGUGUGCCGGGAUUUCCGUCAUUCCCAUUCUGUCUGCAUCAAUGACGUUCCGCCAUGGUCAACGGGCUCUGACUUCUUGUCAUGGCAAAAAGUAUGGUAAACAUACACACAUUGUUAUGGAAAACGAUGCGAUAAAUAUAUAAUAAUUAAUUGUGAAGGUUAAGCUGAAACACACUUACUGGCGAAAAGUUACUUCUUUGCGACCGCCUGCACAAUUUUGACAGCCAACAGCGCAACAAAAAAGCUAUAACGUAUUCCAAUUAAAUUUGAUGUUAUUAUGUUUCACAAUUUACAACUGUAAGGAUGUCAAAGGAUGUCAACUUUCACGAAAAUAGUACCAAAAGCAAUGUUUUGCAAUGACCGGAAGUUGAAGCCAAAUUACCACGUAAAAGGGGCCUGUGCACAGUCCAGUUGUUAUUCUGCGUCAUUGGUUUGCGUUUAGCCACAGUGCCACUAAACGACAACAGCUAAUUCUGGAACUAACAGACUUUCCACGGCAGUUUAAGUGAGAAAUGAAAACUAUUUUUGGACACUUUGUUCAGUCCUGACAGUCCAUUUUAUUCAAUAUCCAUUAUUGGUUCCACUGUAUUUUUCUGGUAUUCUAUCAUGUUCAUUUUACAAAAUAUGAAAUUGGAUUGACCACAAAUUGCUAAUUUAAUCAUACUACCCCAUAGAUUCCAUGAUGAUAAAUGAUCAAUUGUCUGAGAAAAGUACCUUUCUUAUUUUGAAAGCCACACAUCCUUGUAUUGCUUUCUUGUUGGAGACCACAUUCAUUCCAAAACACGAGUCACCCAUUGAGGUGCUAAAAAUACCCAGAACUGUCAGAGGAACUCUGGGUACUCUCAAACACUUGCAGAAGCUGUGGUGGCUCAAUCACAUCUCCUGUGGAAUGCCUCUUUGUACACAAUAGUAGGUUUUCCGCAUUGAGUCAUUGUUCAGCAUAUAAUUUACAGAAGGUAUUGUAUUCACUAGAAUCCCUGCCAGGCAAAGUGAAAUUCAGUGAAAUUGAUAUUGAGACUGUCACCACUGCACUAAAAGUGAGAUAUGGUGAGUACUAAGCAGACAAUGUAAUGACAAUCAGUAUGAUGAAAUAGAGAGUUUGAUGUAAUUUGUGAAGAUGAAUUCAUGUUGUAUGAUAUUCCUGAAAAAAGUAUGAUAGAUGACAUGUAAUUUUUAUAAACAUUACAGUUGUUGUAUGUCCAACUUUGACAACAACCAGCUCUGUGAUGCAGAACAAAAUUUCCCAGUGAGAUCAAGUGUAUUAUUAUUUGACUUUUCUCCGAUUUUAUGAGCCUGAACCUGAAUUAGCCGCUGAUAGGAAUUUUAUAAUAAUAAUGCAUCUGUGGUACUCUUUCAAGGCAUGAAACCUGAAAACACACUAUUGCUCAAAGACACAGUGAAGAAAAUAAGUAUUUGAAGACCCUGCUAUAUUGCAUGUUCUCCCACUUAGAAAUCCUGGAGGGGUCUGAAAUGUUCAUCGUAGGUGAAUGUCCAUUGUGAGGGAGAUAAUCUAAAAAUAAAAAUCCAGAAAUCAUAGUGUAUGAUUUAUUUUUUUUCCAAUGAUUUAUUUGUGUGAUAAAGCUGCAAAUAAGUAUUUGAACACCUGAGAAAACCAAUGUUAAUAUUUGAUACAGUAACCUUUGUUUGCAAUUACAGAAGUCAAACGUUUCCUGGAGUUGUUCACCAGGCUACAAGAUCUCAAGAACCAAUGCAUUGUUUGAGAAAUCUUUUUCUGACACCAUAAGCAAGGAUGCAAUCUUGUCUUUGUGGGUUUUUAUUACAAAAAGAAAUGAAAGGCUUUGCAAAGAGAGGAAAAGGUGCUGGUCUUGUGAGUUGUCAACACUUACUAAAAAUCAGACUAAAAGCCCUUUGGUCAUACAAAAGUGAGUGAGACAGAAAGAGACAAAACAAGAGUGAUCUAUGUCCAGCUGUAUACACAUGGAGCCGGUAGAAACAACAUCACAUGAGAAACAGCCUGACCGGGAGAACUAAAACCCACAACAGGUUAAACUUGUUAAAGUGGAAGUUAGAACUAAUAGAUCUAACAUUCGGCACAUAUAUAAAACAUAAGUCUGCCAACACAGAAUCAUGUGAAGAUCCAAAGAAAUUCAAGAAAAAAUGAGAAAAAAAGUGAAACCCAUCAUUCUGUAAAAGGGUACAAAGCCAUUUGCAAGGCUUUGGGGCUCCAGUGAAUCACUGUCAACCAUUGUCCAGAAAUGGAGAAAACUGGGAACAGUGGCAAACUUACUCAGGAGUGAACGACCAACUAAAAUUACUUCAAGAGUGCGACGACGACUGUUCCAGGAGGUCACAAAAGGAUGUUGAAUUACAUUUAAAGUCCUGUAUUCAAAAUCAACUAAUCUGUAAACCAUUUAUUUUAAACAGUAAAUUCAGAAAAAGAUAUUACAUGAUCUUUUUUGUGGAACAGUUUAGAAACGUGGGCAAGUCUAAACUUUUUUUUUUAGGGCAGGGUGUCAAUUCCCGACAGUUUUUCAUAGUGUUGGCUUUAUUUAUUUUUACCAUUUUAGUGGUACCAUAUAUUGUUUAGUUGUACUGAAAUACUGUUUGUGUAUGUCUUAACACAGAGUCAUUCUUUGUGUUUGUGAUACUUACUAGAUGGAAAUUUUCAAAAUUUACCUACAAAAUGAGUUUCUUGUGUUCUAUUUGGUGUGGCGGUAUGGUUUUCUGAGGUUUUAUUUGUGUGUGUGUGUGUGUGUUGCACUUGACUUCAUGUGGAAAUUAUUUGCAUCCAUUCAUAAUGUUGUCAGGCCUUUACAAAAGCCCCUUUAUGUGCCUGAACAUAGCUGUUUCCAAAAGUUUGUUUAGCUCAGGCAGACGUCUGUCAAUUGGUAACCAGGGGUAAUAGUGUAUGGGGGAUAGAAUGCAGCGCCAGACUGCCUGUGGCACUGAAUGGAUUUCAGUGUUUGUAACUGGGCCUCAAGUCUCUGUGCAGUUGACAAAAUGGUCUCCGCUGUUGCAGCAAGCUUUCUCUUCUCCCUCGUCAUGGUCAAUAUAAUCCCUACCACUCCUAUUGUGGAAAUUAGACCUCUCCGGACGACAGACGGAGCUGCUCGGCUGAUUCAGGGCAAAAGCAGAAAGCGGGUGUCCCCAGUGCCUCCCACCCAGAAACCCAACCCCAUAUCUGAAGCCUUUGGCUACUGCAACACCCCCAGCCACAAUGAGCAUGCUUGGGAAGGUCACAGUCCAGCAGACUAUAGGCUGCUGUCUGUCCAGGUGAUGAUUCGCCAUGGAGAUCGUUAUCCACUGUACUCUAUACCCAAGACCAAACGGCCAGCCAUUAACUGCACCUUGUCUAUUAGUCGGACUCCCUCACACCCUCUGCUCGGAUCCUUCAUAAAUCACAUGGGCCAGGGAGGCCGUGGGCACUGGGAGUCCCCUUUGGCCUCUGUCCCCCGUCUGCCUAACCACAAUACUUGUGAAAUGGGAGAGCUCACACAAACUGGUGUGGUACAGCACCUACGUAAUGGGAAACUCCUCCGCCAGGCCUAUCAGCCCCACGAUCUUGUCCCCUCCGACUGGUCACCUCGACAGGUAUGGGUGGAGAGCACAGGGAAAAGCCGGACUCUUCAGAGCGGACUGGCUUUUCUCUAUGGCUUCCUCCCAGAAUUCAAUUGGAAAAAGCUGACUGUACGUCAUCAGUGGAGUACAUUGUUUUGUGGCUCUUCCUGUGAUUGCCCUGCCAGGAACCGAUACUUAGAGGAGGAGCAGAGAAGGCAGUAUCGUCUCAGAGUGGCUGAUGCAGAGCUAGAAAGAACUUACACUGACAUGGCACGCACGUUAGGUAUUCCAACACGCAACCUACGGGCCGCAAACCCAAUAGACUCUUUGCUGUGCCACUUGUGCCACGGCCUUUCUUUACCAUGCCUGUCCAGGGAAGAUGGUAGCACAGGUGAGUGUCUAAAAAUGGCACAGUUUGGUGUGAUCCGUCGACAACAGCUAGAUGACGAAAUAGAUCGGAGAAGAGAGGGACUGUACCGUAAAUAUGCAAUCCUGGCAAUGUACCCCUACCUCAACCGAACCGCCACCAAAAUGGAACGAGUGGCCAAGGCCUCCACAGGUAGUCGUCCCCCAAGAGCAGGAGGCGAAGAAGUCUUUACACUCUCCUCAGCUCAUGAUGUAACCAUGGCGCCUUUGCUGAGUGCCCUGGGACUGGAGGAGGCCAGGUUCCCACCUUUUGCAGCUAGACUGGUAUUUGAAUUGUGGAAAAGCCCCUCAUUGUAUCAGGGACAGCAGGAGCAGAAGUCUGGCAAAGGUGAAAGAUCAAAAGGAAGAAAUGGAGGAUGUUUUAUCAGGGUAUUGUACAAUGGAGAAGAUGUGACAUACCACACCACUUUCUGUAGUUCCCUUGACCUCCGCGCCAGUCAGCCACUCUGCCCCCUGAAGAAGUUCCUUUCUUUUGUCAGAAGAGACAUGUUCAACGUUGUCAAUGCUACCUCCUACCAGGAGGCCUGUUACAGGCAUACUGAUUAACAAAGGGUAAAACAUUAUGAAUAAGAUGGUGGUUAUAUAACAUACUUAUUUGGGUUCUGGUUUUGUUCUCUCACAUGUCAUCAAGGGUAUAGUGAAGUUUUCUGGUGUUGUGGUUUAACAUCGUUAUAAUUCCACUUAUUUAAAAAAAAAAGUUAACAUUCCAUAGAGCAAACCCAGUGGUAAACACACCUGUCGCUACAGUUGAUCAAAUCAUUUUAAAACUGUUUGUUUUUAUUAUUAAAUUGAACUGAAACCUAUACACAUUUUUAGCGAUGGCAUUGUUAUGAAACUGCAGUUCACAUAGGAAUAAUGAGGCCGGGUUCCUGUGUUACUUUAGCAAUAAAAGUCCUCUGAAUUCUGUCAUAUAUCAACAUAUAGUAUUUGGAAAAAGAACUACAGGGUCAAGGAAAUGGACAGAGCACUGAGACACUUUAUUUUUGCAUUCCAGACAUGGAAUCACAAAGAAAACUGUAAUUUUAAAACAUUUCUACACACUUGGAAAGGGAAAAUAAAGAUGGAUCUUGUAUGCUGGAUUAAAAAUUCCUGCAAUUUA